UAUUUUAAAUUGUCAAAAGACUGAAUUUCAGAAAGUUUCGUUUUCUGGAAGAUGUGUGUUUAGACAUUGAGGAAGAAUUUUCAUUAUUUAUAGAUUAAACUCAGAAAGAUUUUAAAGAUGGCGUCCGGACCAUACAACUACUCUUAUAUAUUCAAAUAUAUAAUAAUUGGUGAUAUGGGUGUUGGGAAAUCAUGUCUCCUUCAUCAGUUUACAGAAAAGAAAUUUAUGGCCGACUGUCCGCAUACAAUUGGAGUUGAGUUUGGAACUAGAAUAAUUGAGGUUUCUGGACAAAAAAUAAAGUUACAAAUAUGGGAUACAGCAGGACAGGAGAGGUUUCGAGCGGUUACCAGAAGCUAUUAUAGAGGAGCUGCCGGGGCCUUGCUAGUUUACGACGUCACAAGGAGAUCGACCUACAACCAUCUAUCCUCCUGGUUAACUGAUGCCAGAAAUCUAACAAAUCCAAACACUGUGAUCUUCCUGAUAGGGAACAAGAGUGACCUAGAAUCCCAACGUGAUGUAACCUACGAGGAAGCUAAACAGUUUGCUGAAGAGAACGGACUCAUGUUUGUAGAAGCAAGUGCUAAAACUGGGGAUAAUGUCGAAGAUGCUUUUCUCGACACCGCUAAGAAAAUAUAUCAGAAUAUACAGGAUGGAAGCCUAGAUCUAAAUGCAGCUGAAAGUGGUGUACAGCAUAAACCGUCCCAAUCUGGGGCUAGAGGAGCCAGUAUUCAUCCCGGUCAAGGUGAAGGGACUGCAAAAGACUCGUGUUCCUGCUGAAUUAUAUUUACAAUGUACACCAAACAUGUUUAUGGAUUGUGUACUGGUCGAAUAUCUGCGUCUAUACUGUACAAUUUGUACAAGAUAAUGCAUGAAUCGGACUAAAUUCAAAUCAAACUUUAAAUUUAAUUCACAGGGAUUAUUGCAGCAAUUGUACAAUGCACAUUGUACACAUCAAUGUUUGUUUUCAUUUACUUGAAAUAUUAGCAGACCAGUCCAAAGUUUUUAGCUUAUUAUCAAUCUUUCAUUUGUUCUUUUGUUUUUAUUAAUCUAGUAAAUAGCUAAAAUAUAAAAACCUAGCCCUAACUCUUGAAGGGUAACAGUGAUUUUAUCUUGUGAAACCAAUUGUAUUUAAUAUAAAUGUGAUUUUAGUUUUUUAAUAAAAAAAAUAAAUAUU
Eurytemora carolleeae is the source of this 1174-nucleotide messenger RNA. It is a transcript of the gene Rab14, whose product is annotated as ras-related protein Rab-14. The record is from RefSeq and is a predicted model, not a curated record. Gene Ontology annotation, biological process: Golgi to endosome transport; defense response to bacterium; endocytic recycling. The transcript has 11 exons. Gene Ontology annotation, cellular component: phagocytic vesicle; recycling endosome; Golgi apparatus. Gene Ontology annotation, molecular function: GTP binding; GTPase activity. Lineage: Eukaryota; Metazoa; Arthropoda; Copepoda; Calanoida; Temoridae. Bases 118 to 777 code for a protein of 219 amino acids.